AUGGAGAAUCGUCGUGAUAAGCCCAUCCAUGCCAAUCGCAUGAUGCGCGCUAUCUGCAUCGGAGCAGGGCCGUCAGGAUUAUAUCUUGCAUAUAUGUUUAAGACAUCAUUUACGGACUAUACGCUGGAAGUGUAUGAGAAGAAUGAAGAUAUCGGGGGAACUUGGUUUGAGAAUCGAUAUCCCGGAUGUACCUGUGACGUCCCAUCGCACAUGUACACUUACUCCUUCGAGCCUAAAUGGGACUGGUCAGCUAGUUACGCAUCAGCCCCGGGGGUCCAUAGCUACUUCUCUGGGUUUGCAGACAAACAUGGUCUUCGCGAUUUUAUCAAUUGCAACCAUCGGGUGGUGGGUGCGAAUUGGGAUGAUGCAAACUCACAAUGGAAGGUUCGAGUUGAGAAUGCCAACAAGGAAAUAUUUGAGAAAAGGUGUGACUUCCUAAUAAACGCCACUGGCUAUUUAAACUCCCGGCGUUGGCCUUCUACACCAGGUCUUGGGUCAUUCAAUGGAAGGCUACUCCAUACCGCAGAUUGGGAUGAAUCCUUGUCGUUGACUGGAAAGCGGGUCGGGUUGAUUGGGAAUGGGUCUUCCGGUAUACAGUUGCUUCCUGGGCUUCAAAGAACUGCAGAGCAUGUCACAGCCUUCAUGCGCAGACCGACCUGGGUGAUACCAAAAUUGAGAUACCAAAAACGCAGUUACACAGAUGAAGAGAAGCAGACGUUUCAAGAUAAUCCCAGAGAACUGCUCCGGCUACGGAAAGAUAUCGAGGCCAACUAUGCGACCUUUUUGCCCCUCUUCCUUAAAGACACGCCCAGUACGGAAUACCUAGGAAGCCUCCAAAAGCCCAACGUCACGCCUGUCAUUGGGAAUAUUAAGAAGAUAAUACCGUCUGGCGGCAUAAUGCUAGACGGCAGCGAGUAUGCAUUUGAUGUUUUGGUUUGUGCCACAGGCUUCCACACCAGCUUUCGACCCGCGUUUCCAUUAAUAGGUCGCGAUGACACCAAUCUUGCAGAAGCAUGGGAAAAGGAACCUCGAAGUUACCUGGGAGUCGCGGCCCACGGUUUUCCGAACUACUUCAUGUUACUUGGCCCUAACAGCCCCCUGGCCAAUUCACCCGUCAUCGUUUGCAUCGAGGCGCAGGGACACUAUAUCGCUAGGUUUCUCAAUCGGUGGCAGAAAGAAGACAUCCGCACGUUCGAGCCUAAGGUAGAAGCGGUCGAUGACUUCAUGGAGCAGAAGGACUUAUUCAUGAAGAGCACAGUCUGGGAGAGCGACUGCCGAUCUUGGUUUAAAAACGCCAAUACCGGUAAUGUCAGUGGACUAUGGCCAGGGAGCGGACUGAGCUAUAUAGAAGCCCUAGCCGUUCAGCGGUUCGAGGAUUUCCACGUCACAUACGCGGCAAAGAACCGGUUCGCCUAUCUAGGGAAUGGAUUCAGUCAAACGCACCUACAACCUGAAAGCGACCUGGCAUAUUAUGUGCGCCAUGAGGACAAUGGCGAAUCAGUGUUUCCUGAGUUAAUGAGUGUUGAUAAUGCCAAGGACACCGCCGACUCUCUGGCGGCAAAGGAAGAGAUGAACUGGUUGCUCUAG
Messenger RNA from Aspergillus pseudonomiae, 1587 nucleotides. RefSeq names its product flavin-containing monooxygenase. Gene Ontology annotation, molecular function: N,N-dimethylaniline monooxygenase activity; flavin adenine dinucleotide binding; NADP binding. NCBI's taxonomy places the organism in Eukaryota, Fungi, Ascomycota, Eurotiomycetes, Eurotiales, Aspergillaceae. The coding region runs from base 1 to 1587 and encodes 528 amino acids. The record is from RefSeq and is a predicted model, not a curated record. The transcript has 6 exons.